CGGAGGCCCGGACGGCGCCCGCGGAGUGCUGUGAGGCCAUCCGAGCUCUGAGUAGCAAGCGCGAUCUGCGCCCUGCACCGCAGUCCCGCAGCCCCGGAGCCCCCACCCCGCGCCCACCAUGCCGGAGCAGCUCAGCGUCGCCGAGUUCCUGGCCGUCACCGCGGAGGACCUCAGCUCCCCGGCCGGGGCCGCUGCCUUCGCCGCCAAGAUGUCCCGGUGCCGGGGGGCGGCACUGGCGCGCGAGGAGAUCCUGGAAGGAGACCAGGCCAUCCUGCAGAGGAUAAAGAAGGCCGUGCGGGCGAUCCACAGCUCUGGCCUGGGCCACGUGGAGAACGAGGAGCAGUACCGAGAGGCCGUGGAAUCCUUAGGCAAUAGCCACCUGUCCCAAAACAGUCAUGAGCUGUCUACCGGCUUCCUGAACUUGGCCGUGUUCACCCGUGAGGUGGCUGCACUCUUCAAGAACCUGGUUCAGAACUUGAACAACAUUGUCUCCUUUCCACUGGACAGUCUGUUGAAGGGGCAACUGAGGGACGGGCGACAGGAUUCCAAAAAACAGCUGGAGAAGGCGUGGAAGGACUUCGAAGCCAAAAUCUCACCUGGAACCACCUCCCUCUCCAUCUGGGCUCCUGAUCCCUCCUGCCUCCGGCCGUCACAUGCUCUGGUCCUCCUACCCAGCCCUAGAUUCUUCCGAGACAACUUCUCAGACUUCAGAUCCCAGAUCAAACAUCAAUUCCUGAGCAGCUGGAAAAGGACCAGGCUGGAGAAGGAAAGGGACCGGGCCAGGGUGACAGGAGGGAACCCCGGGGAGGUGGCCCAGGACACACACAGAGAGCGGCGUGUCUUCCAACUGCACAUGUGUGAGUAUCUGCUCAAAGCCGGGGAGAGCCAGAUGAAGCAAGGUCCUGACUUCCUGCAGAGCCUCAUCAAGUUCUUCCACGCCCAGCACAACUUUUUCCAAGAUGGCUGGAAGGCUGCUCAGAGCCUGUCCCCCUUCAUCGAGAAGCUGGCAGCCUCCGUACAUGCACUGCAUCAAGCCCAAGAGGAGGAGCUACAGAAGCUGACCCAACUCCGGGACUCCCUCCGAGGGAUGCUGCAGCUUGAGAACAGAGAGGAGAAUAUGAGCCGGAAGAACUCGGGGUGUGGCUACAGCAUCCACCAGCACCAAGGCAACAAGCAAUUUGGGACGGAGAAGGUGGGCUUUCUAUACAAGAAAAGUGACGGAAUUCGAAGAGUCUGGCAGAAAAGGAAGUGUGGAGUCAAGUAUGGCUGCCUGACCAUCUCACACAGCAUGAUAAACCGGCCCCCCGUGAAGCUGACCCUGCUGACGUGCCAAGUGAGGCCACACCCCGAGGAGAAAAAGUGCUUUGACCUGGUGACUCACAACAGGACAUACCACUUCCAGGCGGAGGACGAACAUGAGUGUGAGGCGUGGGUGUCAGUGCUGCAGAACAGCAAGGACGAAGCUCUGAGCAGUGCCUUCCUCGGGGAGCCCAGCGGCAGCCCGGGGCCCUGGGGCGGCGCUGGGCUGGACGGGGAGCUCCAGGACCUCACCAGGCUGCUCAUCGCGGAGGUGAAGAACAGGCCCGGGAACAGCCAGUGCUGCGACUGUGGAGCUGCAGACCCCACGUGGCUCAGCACCAACCUGGGAGUGCUCACCUGCAUCCAGUGCUCUGGCGUCCACCGCGAGCUGGGUGUGCGAUUCUCGCGCAUGCAGUCCCUCACCUUGGACCUGCUGUGUCCCUCCGAAUUGUUGCUGGCCUUGAACAUCGGAAACACGCGCUUCAAUGAGGUCAUGGAGGCCCAGCUGCCCUCACAUGGCAGCCCUAAACCUUCAGCUGACAGUGACAUGGGUGCCCGGAGGGACUAUAUCGUGGCCAAGUAUGUGGAACACAGGUUUGCCCGGCGGUCCACACCCGAGCCUCAGAGACUCCGGAUGGCCAUUUGUAACCAGGACCUCCUGUCUGUCCUGGAGGCCUUCGCUAACGGGCAGGACUUUGGACAGCGGCUGCCGGGGCCCGAGGGGCAGGCCCCCGGAGAGCUGGCCCUGCACUUGGCCGUGAGAGUCGCCACCCAGGCCUCCCUGCCCCUGGUGGAUUUCAUCAUUCAGAAUGGCGGUCACCUGGACGCCACAGCUGCUGAUGGGAACAGUGCUCUGCACUACGCCGCUCUCUACGACCAACCCGACUGCCUCAAGCUGCUGCUGAAAGGAAGAGCUUCCUCGGGCACAGUGAACGAUGAUGGAGAGACAGCUCUGGACAUAGCCAGGAGGAAGCUGCACAAGGAGUGUGUGGAGCUGCUGGAACAGGCCCAGGCUGGGACCCUUGUCUUCCCUCUGCAUGUGGACUACUCCUGGGGAAUUUCCACGGAGCCUGCCUCUGACAGUGAGGAGGAAGAGGAAGAGAAGGGCUGCGCUCUGAAGGCCCCGGCCCCUGUCCACUGCGCCAGUGGGAGGGUGGACAUCAGCAACAAGACCUACGAGGCCAUCACCAGCUUGGGAUCGGCUGCCCCUCAGAGCCAGAGUGAGGAUUGCCCCCCACCCUUACCGGUCAAAAACCCUUCUCGGGCCAUGGUCCAAGGCCGCGCGGGACAUACCAGUGGAGAUCAUCCUGAAAUCCCCAGCCUGAGCUCAGAGCCUCCGGGGGCCCCCGAGAGCCAGGGCAGUCGGACAUCCUCCUCCUCUAGCCUCGCGAGCCCUGUGGAACUUGGGGGUGGCAACCAAACCCCACCCAGCUCUGAAGAGGGCCUCUUGGAAGCCCCAAGCACCUCCCAACCCAGCCUGACCCCCGGAACCACCCCUGCGGAGAUGUGCGCCCCAGUCAGGUUCAGCUCCGAGAGCACUCGCUCCUACCGGCGGGGGGGCGCCAGAACCUGGAAGACUGCCCCCCAGCCAGGCAGCCCCUACCCAGAAGGAGCCUGCCAGUAGGUUGGCUUCACUGAAGGAGAAGGCUUAAGAACUGGAGUUCUCCUAGGAAGGUCUGUGCAGCUUUUGCAAGACUAGCUCCUCGCUGGCCCUUGCAUGCGUGAACCACCAACUUGCUGGACCCCGACGAUCAGAGCUAGGACUUGAGCCCACAAGCUGGGGAGCCGAGGUGUUCAUUUCUUUGGGUCUUGCUCUCUCUGUGCCCCUGUGGCUGGCCCCCCCCCCCCCCCCGCCAUGGGCCCCUGCCCCUGCCAAGGACACUACGUUAGGGUUGAUGGUGGUUCUUUCCUCUCCAUCCCAUUAACUGCGCCCCCUCACUGGUACAGGAGGCCCUUUGGCUGGAUCCGAGUGCCCCUGAGCUAGCUUCCAUGCAGACCCUCAGCCCCCACAGGACCAAGGUUCUGUUUCCUCCUUCAGUCUGGGGACUUCCCAAGAAUAGAGGCAGCCUGCCUUCAUCAUCCUCCAGACCAGUGAUUCUGCCAGACAAGGGCCAUCUCCUUGUCUAUUCAUUAGUGUUUUUUUCUUAAGUUCUGGCUCUGUGUCCGGACCUGCACCAGGCACCGCAGAUGCCACAUGGAUAAGACAAGGGCCCUGCAGCUGCGGUCCCUCGCUGGGAAGCUGGUCUCAGGGGCUGAGCUGGGGAAUGGGCAAGGCAGGUGGUUUGGGGAUCGGGGCAUGACACUGCCACUGUCUACAGCCCGUGUCCAUUCUGACUGGUCCGUGUCCGUGCCGCCGUUACUGCCUGUUAACUAAAUAUUCUGACUGUCACUCCUUUUGAGGGACGUUACAGCCUUCCUGGGACCCCUACUGUAUUCCCAGCCAAGAAGCAGAGCAGGACUCACCCCCAUUGCCCCGUCUCCUUGAUUAGCAGGACACAUCCUGGGUGAUGGCUUCUCACUGCUCUCCUCUUUCUCUUGGUUGACUCAGGAGGAGCCUUCCGGUCUCAGGAAGGAAAGGGUCACGAGAGGUGAAAGGGCACUGAUAGGAACGGGAGGGCGGAGACUUAACAGAUCUGCUUCCCACUGCCGGGAGUUCCGCCCAGGCCUUCAGCUGCAUAGUAGAAAACAGACCCACGAAGCCCUCAGCAGGGUCUGACUCCCCUGCUUUAUAGUGGCCUAUGGGCCAGGCCACCAGGGGGAGGCCAGAGGGCGCGGUGGUCGGUGCCACAGCUGGGCCCAGAGGCCCAACUGCUCUGUGCUCCCUGGGGACAGAGCUGUCUUCUGAGCUCCCAGUGUACGAACUUGUUCUUUUACUCAUCUCUAAUU
Artibeus jamaicensis (Jamaican fruit-eating bat) is the source of this 4185-nucleotide messenger RNA. It is a transcript of the gene ASAP3, whose product is annotated as ArfGAP with SH3 domain, ankyrin repeat and PH domain 3. Gene Ontology annotation, cellular component: cytoplasm; focal adhesion. The record is from RefSeq and is a predicted model, not a curated record. Lineage: Eukaryota; Metazoa; Chordata; Mammalia; Chiroptera; Phyllostomidae. Bases 119 to 2923 code for a protein of 934 amino acids. Gene Ontology annotation, biological process: cell migration; positive regulation of GTPase activity. The transcript is spliced from 26 exons. Gene Ontology annotation, molecular function: GTPase activator activity; protein binding.